Panicum virgatum (switchgrass) is the source of this 1516-nucleotide messenger RNA. RefSeq names its product protein PPLZ02-like. NCBI's taxonomy places the organism in Eukaryota, Viridiplantae, Streptophyta, Magnoliopsida, Poales, Poaceae. Gene Ontology annotation, molecular function: DNA-binding transcription factor activity; DNA binding. Gene Ontology annotation, biological process: regulation of DNA-templated transcription. The coding region runs from base 638 to 1291 and encodes 217 amino acids. The transcript has a single exon. The record is from RefSeq and is a predicted model, not a curated record.
AUGAGCACAGGAGGUGAGCGCGCCCACCGCCCAGGACCGUACGUACGCUCGCUCCUAACCGGCAGACCGGUGGGCCCAGCGCGCGGGUGCGGGUGCGGCCGCGCGUGCCGCAGGCUCGCGGCGCGCGGGGGUGACAGGACGACCUGGACGAGGCGUCCGUCCGUGCUCCUGGGCCCUGGCUCUGGCUCGGUGCGGUAGGGCUGGCGUCACGCGGCGCCUGCAGGUGCAGGAGGCAGGGGAGGGGGGUAGACGAGACGAGACGAGCGAGACCAGUCGCGGCGCCGGGCGCGGGGGCCCCGCAAGGCGUCGAAUCGCGCGGCGGCUGGGCUGAUUCAAUGACGCCGUGCGCCCAGGCGGGGUGCGGUCAGCGACAGCCUCAAAGCCAGCCGCAGCAGCAGCCCCAGGCCCGGAGACCUACCCCUCCCCGUUUCACGAGGCGCGGCCAUUAGUAAGCGCAGCCGCGGCCAGCCAGCCACCGCGCCCACGGCCACCGCGGCACCGCCCGGCAGUAUAAGAGCUGCCCCUGCCGUGCUGCUGCCGAGACCACGGAGCAAGCGAGCUGCUGCUGCUGCUGCUGCGCGGCCAACCUCGGAGUGGGUGAGAAAGACUGUGUGUGCUAGGGACCGUGGCGGUGGGUAUGCAGAUGGAGUGGGACAUGAGAGGAGGCGGCGGCGGCGGCGGUGUCGGGGUCGGGGUCGCGGUCGGUGGUGGGGCGAGGGCGGGCGGCCUCGCUGCUGCCGGAGGCGUUGUCGUCGGGGGAGGGGACCAGCACCAUCACCAGCAGCAGCACCACCACCAGCAGCGCGUGGAGGCGCACUACCGCGGGGUGCGGAAGCGGCCGUGGGGCCGAUACGCGGCGGAGAUCCGCGACCCGUGGCGGAAGACGCGUGUGUGGCUCGGCACCUACGACUCGCCCGUCGAGGCUGCCAUGGCCUACGACCGCGCCGCCGCCGCGCUGCGGGGCCCCAAGGCGAGGCUCAACUUCGGCGGCGGCGGUGGCUGCGGGCGCGCCCGCGACGGCGCGCCGGCCUACCACCCGCGCGUGCCGCUGCAGGCGCGCUGCCAGCUGUUCGCCGCCGGCCUCGACGCGGGCCGCCCGUCCCCCUCCCCCUGGCCGCACGUCGUCUGCUUCCCGCCGCCCGUGCUGCACCAGACCGCGGCGCCGCCGGCGUGGCAGCCCCUCCUCGCCGCGGACGUCGCCGCCGCGCAGCCGUCGACGGCGCUGGAGCUCCGGACGGGGCCCCCGGCCCUCCCGUUCGACCUCAACGAGCCGCCGUCGAACGGGAGCUAGCAGCGGAGGUCGUCGUCUCCAUGGACGCGCGUGGAGCUAGCAGUAGAGGUAGAUCGGUACUGUGCCAAGCGCGGGAUCAUGGUCGUGGAUCGUGGGACGCGGUCGUUAGGAAGGAUCGGUGAGGCUAAUCAACAAGGAGGGGCGGGCGAGGGGAGACCAAUGGGUCCGGUCCGGUUGUACAUAUACCUAUUUAAGGCUGCCCGCAGCGGGGCUUUGUAUGUGGUA